CCGGCUAACCUUGUUGGUUUCACCCAUUGCAUUACUCGCGCUUUGCGGAAGUUGAUCAGUCACUUGAGAUCCAAGAGCCUUCGCAUUCAAGGUUUUCAAGGUUGGCACUUUCGACCAAAUUAAAGAGGACAGUUCGCUGAAUGAGAUCUCAGCGUAGACGACAAACCCUGAGGCUGGCCAGAUAUUAGCAGCUCCAAGACAAACUCACCGAUGAUGUCAUCGGGCAUGGCGAUUUUGAGUUACAACUCUUGACCUCGGUCGGUCGGUCGGUCGGUCUAUCAAAAGCUCGACGAGCGUUCGAGCAAAAGCUUGCUUGCCUGAAAGUGACACACAGAAAUCGAGGCUGUGAAAUGCGAAGUGCGAACUUUACUUCAGCUGAAGAAUCAUUCACUCUGUGUGUGAGCCGUACGAGGUCAAUCGAUUGGAUUUGGAAUCCAGAUCCAAUUCGUCGUCCAUUCAGCAGGUAGCUUCACAGCACGCUGACUGGUACCAGAGUAGGCGCAGGAGGCCUCGCUUGGCAGCAUCUCAGUGCUCACUUCACCUUCCACGACCUCUGAUUCGAUGGGAGCAAAACCGCCGAACCUCGAUGCCAUUGGCGGAUGCGAUGCGUGGCCCCGGGGGGCGGUUCCUGUGGGCCUGCCUGCCUCACUGCCUGCCUGCCUGCCUGAAUCGAUGUGCCAAACGCCCAAUUCAUGCGAAGCGUAAAAUAUGAUUUCCUCUGCCGCAACUGCCUACGCCGUGGCUCACUCUGAACCUCCUGUCGACGACCUUUUCCUACGGCUUCAAUAUUCUGUGAGCUUCGAUCUCUUGAGGCAUCUUUUCCUCGGAGUCAGAGUCAGAGCUCACGCCCGGCAAUCGAUCGACUGCGGCGUCGCAUCAAUCCGAGCUCCGAGCUCCGAGCUCUCGAUCGGAUUUGUGUGAGUAGCCACGAGAGAAUGUGGUGUUUGGUUUCCUACGGAAAUCAAACACCGACACCGACAGGCACAGAUCGCGCAUGUCUAUUCUUCCAUCGAAGUGGGCAGAACGCAUCUUAGCUUGUGCAGCUGCCUGUGCAUCCAUCAUGGGGAAGAUCGAGCGAGCGAGGCCUGCCGCUGCUGGUGGUACCCGGGCGAGCGAGUGAUGCGGAGGUGAGCAUGACCAUGGAUCAGAAGAGGUAGCAGAUGGUAGCAGUUGUUGACUCCAACGACAGUGCGGUUCAUGCAGUUGUGCCCGGGGUUUAGGCAGGCAGGGCAGAGGCCAUGCUCGCUCGGGAAAGAAAUCUGCUACAAAAUGCUGGACACUUCGAUCCUGUCGAUUGCAGGCACAGCGUCCUCGAAGAAGAUGCUGUCGUAGGCGCUCAGUGGCUGUCGUAGCACAGAGAGGCUCGACGAGUUUCGCCGUUUGUCAGAAAUCCUGAAGCAGAUAAUGUCGUAGCUUUUUACAGUCACCGUCGAGGGAGGAAGGGCUGGAAUUUUUAAGUCUUUCAUCGGCGAUCCCAAUCAGGUCUCGACUGCGAAGCACAUGGCGGUCUAAUCCCUCACAAGACGACGGUGCGAUCGUAUUCGAGCGUUUCAAAUAGUGCGGUCAGUGUUCAUCAUCGAUUUGAUUUCUGAAGGUGGCCUUCUGCGGAGGAGAGAGAGAGAGUAUAGAGCGGAUUCGGUGAGCGCUGAGUCUUCACGAUGGUGGUCGCCACCAUAGCCCCUCCUGAGCUGGGGAGGAAUCGGCGCUGGAUCGUCUCUGCCAUCGUCAUCGUCGUCAUGGUGAGCGUCGCUCUGAACGGCGAGGGAGCUCUCGCUCAGCAGCCACUUUACAAAGAUGCUUCGCAGCCCGUGGAACUGCGAGUGCAGGACCUGCUCUCGCGAAUGACAGUGCAGGAAAAGAUUGGACAGAUGACUCAAAUUGAAAGGACGGUCGCCACCCCUGAAGUCAUGACACAAUACUUCAUUGGGAGUGUGCUGAGUGGAGGAGGGAGCGCUCCUGAACCCAAUGCACCUGCAGCCUGGCAGGAUAUGAUCGAUACAAUGCAACAAGCAGCCCUGGCUACUCGUCUGGCCAUUCCGAUGAUUUACGGUAUAGAUGCCGUCCACGGACAUAACAAUCUUUAUGGAGCCACCGUCUUUCCUCACAACAUUGGCCUCGGAUGCUCGAGGGAUCCGGACCUGGUCAAGCGAAUCGGAGCGGCCACAGCAUUGGAAGUCCGAGCGACGGGAAUUCCUUACGCGUUUGCUCCUUGCAUUGCGACUUGUCGAGACCCGCGAUGGGGUCGUUGCUACGAGAGUUACAGCGAAGACACAGCUGUGGUCAAGACGAUGACCGACAUCAUCCUCGGACUGCAAGGCGACCCUCCCAAUCUUACAGCAGGUGUUCCCUUCAUGGCAGACAAAAGCAAGGUGAUAGGAUGUGCGAAGCAUUACGUUGGCGAUGGAGGCACAUUCAAGGGCAUCAAUGAGAAUGACACCAUAGUGGACUACGAUACUCUGUACAAGGUUCACAUGGCACCGUACUUGGACGCCAUAGCUAAAGGGGUGUCCACGAUCAUGGUGUCCUACUCAAGCUGGAACGGAGAAAGAAUGCACGCCAAUCAGUACCUGGUGACGCAAGUUCUAAAAGAGCAGCUCGCAUUUCGGGGAUUCAUCAUUAGCGACUGGAUGGGAGUGGACAGGCUCUCGGACCCCAACAAUCCCAACUACACCAACUCUGUCCUCAAGUCAAUCAACGCUGGACUGGACAUGAUUAUGGUGCCUUUCGACUACGAAGCCUACAUUAGUGGCAUGCUUUCUCUCGUCAACGACGGUGAAAUCUCCAUGGAGAGGAUCGAUGACGCCGUCACACGAAUUCUGCGCGUUAAAUUUGUCAUGGGCCUCUUUGAAGACCCCUCAGUCGAUCGGUCGCUCACGAACCAUCUCGGCUCUCAGGAGCACAGGAUACUGGCCAGAGAAGCUGUUCGGAAAUCACUGGUGCUUCUGAAGAACGGACAGCAAGGCUCGCAGGCACUCCUACCUCUCAAGAAAAAUGCGACCAGCAUUCUCGUAGCGGGAAGUCACGCGGAUGAUAUUGGGCUCCAGUGCGGAGGAUGGACUAUCUCGUGGGUGGGGGCUGCUGGCAAUACCACUAUUGGGACGACGGUGCUGGACGCGAUCAAAGCAGCAGUGUCACCGACGACCGUCGUCACGUACGAGAAGAACCCUGCGCCGGGUUUCGCAGCGCAGCUGAAGCCGGACUACGCCAUUGUGGUUGUCGGGGAGGAGCCAUAUGUCGAGACGUAUGGAGACAAUAUGGAGCUCACGAUUCCAUUGGACGGGAUUCCGACGAUUCAGAAUGUGUGUGCCGAGGUGAAGUGCUUGGUUAUUGUCAUAUCUGGGAGACCUCUCGUAAUCGAGCCCUACAUGCCUCAAAUUGAUGCCCUGGUGGCGGCAUGGCUUCCGGGAAGCGAGGGCCAGGGCAUCAGUGAUGUGAUCUUCGGAGAUUAUGAUUUCGUCGGCAAACUUUCACGGACGUGGUUCCGAACGGUGGAUCAGCUGCCCAUGAAUUUCGGAGAUGCUGUCUACGACCCGCUCUUCCCAUUCGACUUCGGCUUGACGAUGGGCACCAAGGAAUCCUUGUAGCAACGCCAUAGAUCUUUCGUGAAAGCCAUCUCCUCACAAAUCAAUCAUUGCCUCAGUAGUCACACUUUUUUCCAUGGACCUCAGCCGACUUCAAAGAGAGCCGAAAAUUUCCCAAUCGUUGACGCAGACUCGCACUCACCUUCUGGAAUGGUGGAACUUCAUGUGUUAUCAGUCUAGCCUCCAUCAGCUGGCAAACUCGGUUGGGAAAUUGGAAACUACAAAUUUGUCAAUACUUCUUUUUCUAUGAUUGGGGUGUGAGAAUGGCAGCACUUUUCUCGAAACACAACAGAUGUUUACAUGAUUCUGGCAUUUGAUUCGCUCGAUUUGUGGUAAGACCAUUCCUGUUCGAAGGGAUGGUGAAUUCUUCGGAGAGAAUUGCAUCAACAAGUAGCAAGUUUUAGGACCUGGAGUGGCAUAUCAUCAUUACUUAUAUUAUAAUAAUUGCAGAGAAGAAUUAUAUGCCACUCCAGGAGAAUAGUGGCAGAGUGUUACUUCUCUGUGAAGCUUACUGAAAUUUGUUCCUAUGCGUCCGGAGCACAUGGAGACUGCAGAUCAAAGGUGUCACCUAUUCGAAGGUUAGUUCGUCAGUUAGAAUAUUCCAAAUCAGCUUUCGACAGCGGAGGUGUUGCUGGUAGUGGAAAUAGCCCCGGACUCUAGAAAAUGAUCUGUGUUUGCUCACUGAACAGAUAGUGUCACUUGUCAUUGAUCAGAAAUCAUGCAUCAUUGCAAUUAUCCGAGAACACUUUCUCAAUUUACACC
Molecule: messenger RNA, 4343 nt
Organism: Marchantia polymorpha subsp. ruderalis
Lineage: Eukaryota; Viridiplantae; Streptophyta; Marchantiopsida; Marchantiales; Marchantiaceae
Source: the annotation of a GenBank genome assembly